Messenger RNA from Cariama cristata (Red-legged seriema), 6355 nucleotides. RefSeq names its product zinc finger, ZZ-type with EF-hand domain 1 (gene ZZEF1). Gene Ontology annotation, molecular function: zinc ion binding; ubiquitin-like protein ligase activity. The transcript is spliced from 35 exons. NCBI's taxonomy places the organism in Eukaryota, Metazoa, Chordata, Aves, Cariamiformes, Cariamidae. The annotation marks the transcript as partial. Gene Ontology annotation, biological process: protein ubiquitination; regulation of synaptic plasticity. The record is from RefSeq and is a predicted model, not a curated record. Gene Ontology annotation, cellular component: postsynapse.
AUGGAAAUGGAAAGCUGGCAGCAAGAACAGCCUGUGGUAUUGCGAACAUGGACAAUGGAAUCGCCUCAUAACUAUGAAAAUAACUGCCAUGAGGUCUCAGUCUUCCUAUGCCAUGGAGCAACUUACUUUGAGGUGGAAUUUGAUGAAAAAUGUGAAACUGAAAGGAGGUAUGAUUACCUGGAGUUUACUGAUGCCAGAGGUGCAAAAACUCGUUACGAUACAAAGGUUGGCACUGAGAAGUGGCCUAAGAAAGUGACCUUUAAGGCUGGCCCACGGCUGCAGUUUCUCUUUCACUCUGACAGCAGUAAUAAUGAGUGGGGCUACAAGUUUUCCGUCACUGCUUAUGGCCUGCCAGAUGUUGCCGUUUCUUGGGGCUUGGAUUUACAGCUUCUUGUAUCCCGGUUGAUGGGGCGUUUGGCUUCCCGAAGCAUGGCGCUGAAAUCUCUACGAGAACUAGGUAGUGAAGCAGACUUGCCUCCUUUGAAAGUAACAUCAGUUCUUAAUUCUCCUCUGUGGAAACCUGUCUUCAGGCAUCAGAUGUGUCCUGAGGCACUCCCGGGAGCCAGUCAAAGCAGUAAACUGCACCGAGAUAAAAAACAGGCUAGGAGCUCUCACGAGGAUGACUGCCGUAACUUUCUUAUCAACUUUGCAAAAUCAGAUCCUGCCCAGGACUUCAGUGGGCAAAAAUCUGAACUUUUCAAAGGACUUAUACAGGCAUGUAAAAAACAGACCCCAAAGACAGAUAUAGUUGCUGGUUCUACUGUUGAUCAAGCUGUGAACUCAACAUUUGCUGCUUUGGUGUAUCUCACUCCAGAUUUAUAUGAGAAGCUUCAGAAAUAUGUCAACAGUGGAGGCAAGGUGCCUUUGAGUGAUGAGUUUGCACAAGUAUAUUCCCUGGCUGAUUCAAUUAGAAUAUGGAUGUUGGAAAUGAAGCAGAAAUCCCUGAUGGGUAGGGGAAAUGAUACUGAGGAGAAGCAGAACACAGAAGCAAGUGAGGUGAACCCAGAAACUCUUGCAAAACUUUGUAUGCAGAAGAGCCUUUUGUUACUGAAUUUUUUGCCUGUAAGAGCAAAGACGAAAGAUGCGGCUUUAGACAGUUUGGAACCCCAAGACAUUGAUGAUACCCAACAAUAUGUCAGUGAUAAACACCAAAGAAAAGGUUCUGUUGUGGACACAGAUUUCCAGGCAGCACACUCAUUGUCAUCCAAUGGAGUAACUCAUCCUGUUUCAAAAGAGAGGAGCCAAAUGACACAAUCUGAUACGAAGAUUAAACAAGUUCCAGACCCCCUCCAUACAGAAGAAGCAUCUGCAUUUCCUAGCAAGCCUGUUGAAAAUACAGUUUCACAGCAAGAAGAUGUAUCAUCACCUCCUUCCACUCCUACACGAAAAUCUCAGUUCAGCCGUGGAAGACUAAGGCUGCUGUCUUUCAGAUCAAUGGAAGAGCCAAGAGCUGUGCCUACUGUGAAGGAAAAAUAUCCUAUAUUGAAAAACAUAUUAGACUUUAUUAAGGAUCAAUCACUUUCGCAUGAAAGUGUUUUAAAGGUUCUUGCUCUGAGAAAAUCCCAAGGGCAGAAUAUUAUGGAAGUGCUCAAGACAAUCCGCCAGUGCCUAGACUCACUUGGGCAGCCACACUGUUUUCAUCCACCAUGUGUACUUUUUCUCUUAGAACUUCUAGCCUGUCAGAAAGAUUUUACAAACUACUUUGGAAACUUGGAAGGCUGUGGUGCUGAGCUACACAAAGAGAUUCGAGAGUCCUACUAUCAGCUUGUUUUGUUCCUGGUAAAUUCUGUGAAGGGAUUUAGUACUAUUAAUGACAGGUCGUUGCUGCCUGCCUUAUCAUGUGUGCAGACAACUCUCCUUCACCUUUUGGAUAUGAGUUGGGAACCGAGCGAUCUUUCCUUCUUUGUUGAGAUUCAGUUACCACAUCUUCUUAUGACUACAUCACAAGAAAACAUAAGUAUUCACGACAGUGUCAUUUGUCAGUGGAGUGAAGAAGAUGAAAUUGCAGACUACAAGCAAAACUGUGAGUGGAUGGAUGAAUGUCAGGAUGUAAUGUUUGAGACCUGGUAUGAAAAGAUAGCUCAAGCUGACCCAGAGAAGCAGAGAAAGAUGCACAUGUUUGUUGCUCGUUACUGUGACCUGUUAAAUGUGGACAUAUCCUGCGAUGGCUGUGAUGAAAUUGCACCAUGGCAUCGCUACCGCUGUCUGCAAUGUAAUGACAUGGAUCUGUGUAAAACUUGUUUUCUUGGUGGAGUUAAACCUGAAGGACAUGAGGAUGACCAUGAAAUGGUUAACAUGGAGUAUGCCUGUGAUCACUGUCAAGGAGUUAUCAUAGGUCGGAGAAUGAACUGCAACGUGUGUGAUGACUUUGACCUUUGCUAUGGAUGCUAUUCUGCAAAGAAAUACUCUGACAGUCACUUGCCCACUCACAGCAUCACAGUGUAUCCGAUGGUGACUAUUCGAAUCAGUGACCGACAGAGGCUCAUCCAGCCGUAUGUCCACAAUUAUUCCUGGCUGUUGUUUGCAGCUUUGACUCUCUACAGUGCAGAUCUGGCAAAUGGGGAUGAAGUAGAAGGAGAGAAACUAGAUUCACAGGUCCUCAGUCAUGCCAGAGUUCUGCAACAUCAGUGCAUACAGCUCAUUGGAGACUGCUUGAUGAAAGCCCAGCACGGAAAAGGUCUGAAAAAUUUAGCUCUCCUCUGCAUGUUACCAGAAGGUGAAUCCUUCUCGGAGAACGACAGUGUUUCAGUUAGUCCUUCCACAGAUGGUGCUCCAAAAAGUCACGCUGGUGAUAAGGCAGUGAAGGGAAGAGAUGAGAAACCAAGCACAGGCUCUUUUAUGCAUUGCAAUGGGAAAGGAGAUACUCGGAAUGAAAUCCUGUCUCCUGCAGAAGAUAAAGUAGGAAAACAAGGAAGUGAAAGCAAAGCUGUCUUUGCAAAGAAAGCUGUUUUGAGACAAGAGUCAGACUUGUCUGUGGAUGAUAAUGUUUCUGCAACAGCAGAUGACUACCUCUCGGAGGAUUCAGCCCAGAAGCAAGCAGAGAAGGUUUUAAUACCUAGCCAGGAACAAGUUUUUGCUGAAUGCUCUCAGAAGAGGAUUCUAGGACUGCUGGCAGCUAUGUUACCACCUUUCAAAUCAGGUUCCACAAUGUCUUUGAUUAACUUGGAGCAAAUACUUCCACUGAUGUUUCAGGUUGUAAUCUCCAAUGCUGGCCACCUAAAUGAAACUUAUCAUUUAACAUUGGGACUUCUGGGCCAGUUAAUCCUGAGACUUAGGCCUGCAGAAGUGGAUGCUGCGGUGGCUAAAGUCCUUUCAGCCAAACAUAAUUUAUUUGCUGCGGGAGAUGGAUCUACAGUUCCAGAAGGCUGGAAGACAACUCAUCUUCUGUUCAGUCUGGGAGCUGUGUGUUUAGACAGCAGAGUAACUGCUCUUGCUUUCCUUUUUCUGGACUGGGCAAGCUCCAUGGCAGAUAUUCUUCGAUCUUUGAACUCUUCUGCGCAGUGGCAUAAUGUGAUCGCUGCUUUCACUGACCAUUGCGUUAAGCAACUGCCCUUCCAGCUAAAACACACCAAUAUCUUCACUUUAUUGGUGCUAGUUGGGUUUCCCGAGGUGCUGUGUAUGGGGACUCGUUCUGUGUACAUGGAUAAUGCUAAUGAGCCUCAUAAUGUGAUCAUCCUGAAGCAUUUCACUGAGAAAAACAGGGCAGUUGUAGUAGACAUCAAAACCCGAAAGAGAAAAACAGUGAAAGACUAUCAGUUGAUUCAGAAAUGUGGACAAGAAGGCAGUGAUUCCCAGACCCAAUUGAGACAGUACCUCCAGCACUUUGUUCUUAUAUCCACGCACCUUCUGCAAACCAGCAUGGACAGUAGCUAUGCUGAGGCAGUGGAAGCAACUUGGGUCUUGUCACUUGCUCUAAAGGGGCUUUACAGAACACUUAAGAUUCAUGGCUUUAAAGAGAUCCAAGCUGCCUUUCUUCAGUCUGGUUUACUCAAGCUGCUAGUGAAGAAAUGUAGCAAAGGAACUGGCUUCAGUAAGACCUGGCUUCUCAGAGACCUGGAGAUUUUGUCAAUAAUGCUGUACUCCUCAAAGAAAGAGAUCAGUUCCCUGGCUGAACGUGAGGAUACUGAACUGGAAGAAAGGGAACAAGAUCAAGAUGUGGAGCAACCCAUUGUCGGUCCUGGUGAUUUAGAGCAGAACAAACUUGACCCUCUGGAGGGUUUGGAUGAAGCCACCAAAAUAUGCUUCUUGAUGACACAUGAUGCACUUAAUGCACCUCUCCAUAUUCUUCGAGCCAUGUAUGAGUUGCAAAUGAAAAGAACAGAUUCUUUUUUCCUGGAAGUUCAAAAGAGGUUUGAUGGAGAUGUAAUUACAACAGAUGAGAGGAUCCGAACACUGGCUCAGAAAUGGCAACCCAGCAAACGUUUGAGGUUGGAGGAGCAGAGUUCAAAAGCAGUAGAUACAGAUAUGAUCAUCUUACCAUGUUUGUCAAAGCCUGCGCUCUGUGAUAAAGCAACAGAAGAAACCAAUCCAGUUGCCCAGAAACUAAUAACCAACACAGAGAGUGAUCUACAGCUUAGUUAUGCCAAGCAACGUCGCACUAAGAGUUCAAUACUCCUGCACAAGGAGCUCGACUCUAGAAGUAAAAAGGCAGUGAGGGACUACCUGUAUCGUGUCAAUGAGGCAACUGCUGUUCUUUAUGCCAGGCAUGUGCUGGCAUCAUUGUUAGCUGAGUGGCCAGAUGAUGUGGCAAUAAAUGAGGAAAUCCUAGAUCUUUGUGGCCCAGCCCAUAUGACGUACAUACUGGACAUGCUUAUGCAGCUAGAGGAAAAGCAGUUAUGGGAAAAAAUUCUACAGAAAGUACUGCAUGGGUGCAAUGAGAGCAUGCUAGGAACAAUGGCAUUGACAGCUUGCCAGUUCAUGGAGGAACCCGGAAUGGCAGUCCAGAUGCGUGAAUCUAAACAUCCUUAUAACAACAAUACUAAUUUUGAGGAUAAAGUUCACAUUCCCGGUGCUAUCUACCUCUCAAUCAAAUUUGACUCUCAGUGUAAUACAGAAGAAGGCUGUGAUGAGUUGCUCAUGUCUAGCAGCAGUGAUUUCCAGCAGGAUCGGCACAGCUUCAGUGGGUCUCCACAGAAAUGGAAUGAUUUUGAGCUUCCAGGAGACACACUCUAUUACCGAUUUACUUCUGACAUGAGUAACACUGAGUGGGGUUAUAAGUUUACGGUGACAGCAGGUCAUCUUGGAAGGUUUCAGACAGGGUUUGAAAUUCUAAAGCAGAUGCUGUCUGAGGAAAGGGUAGUUCCUCACCUCCCGCUGGCCAAAAUCUGGGAAUGGCAGGUCGGGGUAGCGUGCCGUCAGACUGGUCACCAGCGUUUGAAGGCAAUCCACUUGCUCUUGAAGAUAGUGCAGUGCAGCGCCCAGAGGGACUGUGACCUCACCUUGUUGAAGCCGCUUUGGCAGCUUUUCACCCACAUGGAAAACAACUUGUGUCACGACAUGGCCAAGCCUGGUAUCCUCCUUCCUCUUCAUCGUGCCCUUGCAGAACUCUUCUUUGUUACAGAAAACAGAGUUACUGAGCUUGGAUCUCUACAGGAGUAUUUGCUUGCCUUAAAUACUGAAGAUCAUCUUCAUCGCUGCACAGCACAGGCCCUGAAAAACAUUGCUGCUAUCAGCCUUGCCAUUAACUAUCCAAACAAAUCAACAAGUUUCUGGAAUGUUUAAUACUGGCUCAGGCCGGAGUGCAUGGGAUAGAGUAGUUUGUCCAUAGGACAUUGGAACAAACAUCUUAACUCCGUUCAGGAAAAAUUCCUUCAUCUUCAGUGUAUGAGCACUCUGCAGCCUUCCUUCCUUCCACCUUGAUGUAGAAUUUGUAAAAGUAAAAGCGCACUUCAAUGAAAAAGCACAUCUUGAAGUAACUCACGUGUCGCCUACAGUUAUGUAUGCACAUAUUGUAGCAUGUUAGAGUAAACGGAACAAUAUUUUUUUUUUUAUUCAGAGGAAGUAAACAAAAGAAGGUAGCUGAAGUAUGAGAAUGGAAGGCCCCCGCAUUGGUAUCAUCUGCUCCCAAGGAAACUUGAUUGAUGGACGUGACAGCUUUGAAAAUACUGCUGAACUUGGAGUGAUGCUGCCAGCAGCAUCUAUUAUAUAUCCCUGAAGUGAAACGGGCAAACCAGAAUCUGGUGGGCUGGUGCAGAAAUGGUCCACGCUUGAGUCCUGUCAUGUUUGCUUUUGCUUUGAAGGCUACUACCCAAGGAAAAGAACUUUAAUUCUUACUAAACUGCAGGUUGUAAAACAAAUUCUGAGUGGUUUGCAUAGCAGUUAAAGGAUUUCAGUUUCAGAGCAUCAUCGUGCAAGA